Molecule: messenger RNA, 1763 nt
Organism: Lucilia sericata (common green bottle fly)
Lineage: Eukaryota; Metazoa; Arthropoda; Insecta; Diptera; Calliphoridae
Gene: Caf1-55
Product: chromatin assembly factor 1 p55 subunit
Exons: 3
Coding region: 297-1586 (429 amino acids)
Biological process (GO): regulation of gene expression
Cellular component (GO): NuRD complex; nucleus; ESC/E(Z) complex
Molecular function (GO): histone binding
Source: RefSeq, a predicted model, not a curated record
GGAAUUUUUUUGAGCCACUUACGGUUCUUGGACGAGUUGGCAACACUGCUUUCAGCAUUUACUAAAUUAUAAUUUUUUGUCUUGGCAAAUUAUUUGCACAUUUUCCGUUAGAAAAGCAUUUUAUUAAAUACUCUCAUUUGAGACUGCGACGCUGCUGCAAAAAAUACACAUUUCAACAAACACAAAACAAACUACGGAAAGAUUGUGUUUUGGCGGGACUGUUGCUUGCCUUUUGGUCGAGUGUUAAGCUAAAAAAAAAUUAAACAAUAAUUUUCAUAUAGAAAGUAAACACCAACAUGGUCGAUCGCAGUGAUAAUGCGGAAUCAUUUGAUGAUGCCGUAGAAGAACGCGUUAUCAAUGAGGAGUAUAAAAUCUGGAAGAAAAAUACUCCAUUUUUAUACGAUUUGGUUAUGACUCAUGCUUUGGAGUGGCCUUCUUUAACGGCCCAAUGGCUGCCGGAUGUUACCAAACAGGAGGGUAAAGACUAUUCGGUACAUCGUUUGAUUUUGGGCACUCACACCUCCGAUGAACAAAAUCACUUGCUAAUUGCUAGUGUCCAGCUGCCCAGUGAGGAUGCCCAAUUCGAUGGCUCUCAUUAUGACAAUGAGAAAGGAGAAUUUGGUGGUUUUGGUUCCGUAUGUGGUAAGAUUGAAAUUGAAAUAAAAAUCAACCAUGAGGGUGAGGUAAAUAGGGCUCGCUACAUGCCGCAAAAUGCUUGUGUUAUUGCUACAAAAACACCCUCUAGUGAUGUUUUAGUCUUUGAUUAUACCAAACAUCCCAGCAAGCCCGAGCCUUCGGGAGAAUGUCAACCGGAUUUAAGAUUGCGUGGCCAUCAAAAGGAAGGCUAUGGCUUGUCGUGGAAUCCAAAUUUAAAUGGCUAUUUGCUGUCAGCUUCUGACGAUCAUACCAUAUGUUUGUGGGACAUAAAUGCUACACCCAAGGAGCAUCGUGUUAUCGAUGCUAAGAAUAUUUUUACUGGCCAUACCGCAGUCGUUGAGGAUGUAGCCUGGCAUUUGUUGCAUGAAUCGUUGUUUGGCUCUGUGGCCGAUGACCAAAAACUUAUGAUUUGGGACACACGUAAUAAUAACACUUCCAAACCUUCGCACACAGUAGAUGCCCAUACGGCCGAAGUAAAUUGUCUUAGUUUCAAUCCCUAUUCAGAAUUUAUUUUAGCCACCGGUUCGGCUGAUAAAACGGUGGCUCUGUGGGAUUUGCGUAAUCUUAAAUUGAAAUUACAUUCCUUUGAAUCGCAUAAAGAUGAAAUUUUCCAAGUACAAUGGUCUCCCCAUAAUGAAACUAUUUUGGCUUCAUCGGGCACCGAUCGCCGUUUGCAUGUCUGGGAUUUGUCGAAAAUCGGUGAGGAGCAAAGUGCCGAAGAUGCAGAAGAUGGUCCACCGGAAUUGCUCUUCAUUCAUGGCGGUCACACGGCCAAAAUAUCAGAUUUCUCUUGGAAUCCCAAUGAACCCUGGAUAAUAUGCUCCGUAUCGGAAGAUAAUAUUAUGCAAGUUUGGCAAAUGGCAGAGAAUGUUUACAAUGAUGAGGAACCCGAGAUACCAGCUUCUGAACUGGAAGGUGGUACAGUUUAAUAAAGCUCGAAAUAGGAGGUGUAUUGCAAAGGAGAAAAACAGCUCAUAAUUUUGAAAAUUAUAUGCUAAAGCAUCUUUUUAAAUGUUUAAAUAUAAGUUAGAACUCGAUUCGAUGAGAGUAUUUUUAUUAUUUGUAUGUUUCAAGAAAUUCAAACAAAAAAAAAAAAAAAAAAAAAA